Molecule: messenger RNA, 3640 nt
Organism: Cutaneotrichosporon oleaginosum
Lineage: Eukaryota; Fungi; Basidiomycota; Tremellomycetes; Trichosporonales; Trichosporonaceae
Biological process (GO): negative regulation of G2/MI transition of meiotic cell cycle; protein phosphorylation
Cellular component (GO): cytoplasm; nucleus
Molecular function (GO): protein tyrosine kinase activity; ATP binding
Source: RefSeq, a predicted model, not a curated record
UCCAUCCAUUCACUUACUCCUCUCUCAUCGUCUCUUCUCCUCUUCUUCUUCUUCAUCAUCGUUACUACUACUCUCUUGAUCUCUUUCCAUCAAUCCAUCACCUCUCCUCUUCAUCUUUCAUCUCGAGUAACCUUUGCCCAUCUUCAAGUAUCUCUCAAUUCACUUCCACAUUCACCGCUUGCUCUCUCUCCCACUGCCCUCCCAUCCCAAACACGCACCGCGCCGACACUGCUCUUCGCAUUCUUGGCCCACUGCUUCCACCCAUCCAUCCCUCGAUCACAGACCUCGUCAAUUGCCACUCGGUCGCUUCCUCUCCAUCCUCGUCCUCGACACACAGCCCCCGUCCACGCGUCCCCGCGUCCAUGAGCACGCGUUGACUCAUCCGACGUCAACCUUCCCCAUACACACCCCUCUGUUGUCAACACACACACACGCCAACAUCGCGUCGCGACCCAUCCGCGCGACACAAACAUUCAAACUACGGCUGCCGUGUGAUAUGGCCCAUCUCCCAAACUCGUCACUCUCCGCCACCACCUUUCCACGGCCUUCACGAACGAUGCGCACCCAGGUGUGGACACAGUCACAUCCCCUCCCCACCACCGCGCUGGCCGCCAUGGGCACACCAACAGACGACAGCCCUUUCCUUACGAACCGGCCGCCAACGAGCUUCCGCUCACCCCACUCGGCCAUCAAGGGCAAGCACAAGCUCUCUCCCUCCCCCUCCCCGCGCCACCACGACUUUGACCUCUCUCCUCGCCCACCUCUGCUUGAGCAGACGCCAAAUCGGCACACCAGCAGUGACAACUCGUCCUCACCUUCCCUAGGCGACUCACCAACUCCAGGCUAUAUGUCCUCGCGCAAGAUGCGGAUACCAGACACUCAGGAGAGCCCCAUUCGUGGCGUCCCAGGUCGUAUGCGGUCCAUGGCCGCCUCUCGCUCCCUCGCAGCCGCAGCCGGUCCCCCCAAGGACAGGAGUAGCAGUGGUGACGACUUGUUCUCGCCAGAGAUCGAUCGCAUUCAGCCUGGCAAGUCGUUGUUUAGCGACCGAGGAUCGUCUCCCACGUUUGGCAAGUCGGUGACGCCUGUGCCGGCCCCUCCUCUGUUCCAGGCUAUCCGCGCAUCCCAGUCGGGCGAUCUCAACCCAAGAAACGUCCGCCGAUCCAACCUGCCGCGAACGACAAGCAGUGUCAGGCCGCAAAAGCUCAACAGUCUCUCGUCUCAGAAGAAGGCUGUCUCGCUGGGCGACAUGCAGACCGACAAGCUCGGCAAUGACGGGUUCGAGUCUGCCUUCCUCCACGGUCGCAAGCCUCGCUCGUCUAUGCCCAACCACCCCACCCGCGGGGGCGCACACCGUCGCGAGGCUCCCAUCGCGCGCUCGAUGGGACAAAAGUCUGGCCUUGCCCUCCCGCUGCACUCUCCAAGGCCCCGGCGAUCAGAGAUGGGCUCCAACUCGUCUCUAUCAUCUAUAGCUAGCAGCGGUCUCACACCCCCUCUGCCGGAGGAACCCGUGUUUGAGACCACCAAGCACAACUUUGACAACGUGAAGCCAAACCCAGAGAUUUUCGACGCGGCAGUAGGUAUUAAGCAGAAGUUCAAGGGUCGCGAUUCAACAAGCUCCAAUGAAGGCGAGCGUCCCAUUUGCCCUCCAUCCGUGCUCCGUCUCGGCACGCUUCCGGGCCCCAGUGUGAAGAGAGCCAGAUCGCUUGGCCACCGCCCAACAGGACUGGGUAUCGAGGCGCCCAAGGAUUCGCUCGCCAGCAAGUAUGACUUUGUGGUUGAUCGUGUGUCCAACUUUGGCUUCCACACGGACGACAAGCCCAUGAUGCCGAACACGCCCGUCAAGCGGCACGCAUUUGCCCACCCCCGCUCUUCAGGCCGCAUUGCCAUGUCAGUCUCGCAGCCAGCGCUGGGCUCGGGAUUGGACUCGGACCACGUCUUCGCGCCCAAGUUGACUCUACCUCCUCAGUCGACCCGGAAGGCCCCACCAUCGAUGCGCAAGCUCAGCGCCGAUGUACCCCACCUGACCGUUACCACGACCUCGUCUCCCGACAGCAUUAUGAACGAAGGCUCAAGCCCCACCAUGAACCUUGGCUCCAGCAAGCGACUGGUUCCUGGUGGCGGUCGCAUGAGCCUCCUUCGCACGACCAGCUCCUCUACUAUGGAGAUCAGCGAAGACGAGAUCACCCCAACCAAGGGCGGCGGCAUCGCUACUGUCCUUACUGCCGUGUCAAGUCUCAAGACGCCUACCCCGAGCCCCGGCCGCCCCACAAACCUUUCGCGGUCGCUCAACGCCCUCAGCAGUGUUGCAGUUCCCCGUCUCUCCCUUCCCACAACGGAGAAGCAACAGACCAAGGCUGAACGGCGACGCGCACAUAGACAGUCUAUGCCCCUUGAGCCCGUCGAGCUCCCUGAAGAAGAGCAAGAUAUCUUCAACUCGCGCUUCAUUCCCCUCGGCCCGAUUGGGCGAGGUGCCUUCUCUACUGUUAUCAAGGCUGAGGCGCGCGAUGGCUCCGGGACCUUUGCUGUGAAGAUCACCCGCGGCGUGUUUGACGGCGUCAAAGAUCGUCUACGACACCUUGAAGAGGUCGAUAUUCUCCGCCAUCUGUCGAAGACACCCAACGACCACGUCCUGAAGUUUGUUGACGCCUGGGAGCAGAACAGACAGCUCUACAUUCAGACUGAGGAGUGCGCCGGCUCGCUCGCCGCCUUCCUCGAAAUCUACGGGCAGCAGAACGAGCACCUUCACGAGAGCUUCGUGUGGAAAAUUGCCCGCGACAUCGGUGAUGGCAUCCGCCACAUGCAUGAGCAUGGUGUCAUCCACUUUGAUCUCAAGCCGGACAACAUUCUCGUAUGCGGUGGGCGCUGUCUCAAGAUUGCGGACUUUGGCUUCGCCACGCGCUGGCCGCGUAUUUCGCCCGCUGAGAUUGUUGAGGGCUCCCAGCUGGGAGGCUCCAUUGGCGAUGUCACACAGGAGAAGCUCCACCGCGAGGGCGAUCACACGUACAUGCCUCCUGAGAUGCUGCACGGCAAGUUUGUCAUGCCAGCCGACAUUUUCAGCUUCGGCCUCAUUCUCCUCGAGACGGCCAUGAACAUUUACCUUCCAUCGGGUGGUGAGAGCUGGACAGCGCUCCGCCACGACAACUUCGGUUUCCUCGACAUGUCCAUGGUCAGCCCGCAGCUCACCGAUUUCAUUUUCACCCUUCUCAACUCGGAUCCCGACAAGCGUCCGACGAUCCAGCAGAUUAUGGCCCACCCCGUCAUCCAGCGCUCCUGGAACGGUGGGCCGGCGCUCAACCCCGAAGCUCAGGAGUGGCUGAACUCGAUUCUCACCGGUUCGCCAAUGCCCGAACCGUCGUCUACAACAACCCCGCCGGCCGGGCUCGACGGCGAGGGUGACGUGAUCAUGGGCGAUUAGGCCAACAUCAUAUCUAUCACAUGUCCAACACGCACGCAGUGCCACUAUCAAUCAAGACCGAAUCAAAUGUACAAUACCGAUCCAUCACAUAACACCACCGGAUACCGACCGCAAUUGAAUCUGAAUGUAUAGACGUAGGUAUAGCAGUAGUGUACAUGCGCUUUUUUGUGUAGGGAUUAAGGCGGAGGUGUCUCAGCCUGUGCUCAAUGCAAAUAUACGAACGCC